Alternaria alternata is the source of this 1860-nucleotide messenger RNA. RefSeq lists its product as hypothetical. NCBI's taxonomy places the organism in Eukaryota, Fungi, Ascomycota, Dothideomycetes, Pleosporales, Pleosporaceae. The record is from RefSeq and is a predicted model, not a curated record. Gene Ontology annotation, molecular function: TBP-class protein binding; RNA polymerase I core promoter sequence-specific DNA binding; RNA polymerase I general transcription initiation factor activity. The transcript has a single exon. Gene Ontology annotation, biological process: transcription initiation at RNA polymerase I promoter; nucleolar large rRNA transcription by RNA polymerase I. Gene Ontology annotation, cellular component: RNA polymerase I core factor complex. Bases 154 to 1401 code for a protein of 415 amino acids.
AUUCUACAGACUCCAAUUUCCCAUUCCCUUCGCGCAGUGUGUGCGUGGCCGCUACCGCUGCAUAGCCUCACCGCUGCAUCCCGGGCCUACUAAGCAGGGGCCGUUGCAGCUCAGACAGCCGCAUGAGCGUGCAGUCCUGCGUCAUCACCAACCAUGCAGCACUUCACCACGCAGUUGCGUGAUGAGCAGAACAGGACACGCUCGCUGCGCGCGAGUCAUUAUCGCAAGUCGAGAAGAAAUAAAGAGAAAAGGAAACAAGACGAAUCGCUUUUCGACCUACAAGGAGAGGACGAAACGCAGCCAGACGCCACAGUCCAAUCGUACACCUCGUCUACCGCGCCUGGCAUAGCUCAGCUGCGUGUCGCAGGCCUAUUGCCCAGCCAAGAGAACGAGGUCCCUCCAGCACCCUUCCCCCAUGCGCCUGCGAGCGUGUCCAAACCACAUCAUGUCCCUGCUAAAGUCCAAGAGGAAAUGGCCAGGCCGCCUUCACGCCUCUACGCCGUCAACGCCACCUCUAAAAGCGGUGUCGUUCAAGGCCAACCAGAGGCGCAGAAGAGGGCGCACCUUGACUCUUUGUCCACGCUGAUGCAUUGCUGUCUGCUCAAGGGAGAUUACGAGCGUGCGGGGAGAGCGUGGGGCAUGAUCUUGCGGACGCAGGUAGCUGGUGGGCGCCCGGUAGAUCCGCGUAACCACGGACGUUGGGGCAUUGGUGCUGAAAUAGCCCUGCGUCGUGGAUCACAAACGCUGAAUGAGCACAGAUUCUCUGAACAGGGCUUUGAGCUUGCUCGUGAAUAUUACAAUCGUCUGAUCAUACAACACCCGAAUCGGAAACUGCAGCCUCAUGCUGUCGAUGAGAGAACCUUCUACCCGCCCAUGUUCUCACUGUGGAUUUACGAGGUUUGCGAAAAGAGCAAGCGCGCAAGAACGGAGUUGCGUGAUGACAUCGCGAAUCAAACACGCUCUUCUCGAAGUGUGUCGGUCGACAGUAACCUCAGUAAGAGGUCAGACGGUCUCUCUGCGAAAGAAGAGGCGAUCCAAAUGGAAGAACUUACCCAAGCCCUGGAGAUUGCAGAACGCCUCGAUCAGGUCAUCAUGUCACCACCCUUUGACAGACAGCCAAGUCUUCUAGAACUCCGCGGCAAUGUCGCCUUGUGGAUAAGUGAUCUCACCAUGGGAAAGAUGGGCUCAGAUGAGGACUGGGAUAUGGAUCUACCUAGAUACUCAAGUUCAGUCUCAGACCAGCUGAAGCGACUUGGAAGGGCUCAUCAGGAGCUACUAGCAGCACAAGCGUUCUUCGAGCGAGCUGCAACCAAUGGUGGUGAAGCUGCAACCCUGUCCAGUAUCAACGCAAAACGCAGAAAUCUAGUGAAGAUCAUGGAGCAGUUGCACGCUGCUGGGUAAGGCCGGUAAUCAGCUUCACCGACUACGUUGUUUGAAGACUUUCGCCAACUGGACACUACACCAAGCCUUUGGUGGCUGAACAAAUUUUGCUUUUUUGCCAUAUACCCAUUCACGACUUAGAAGCCUCUACAAUACAUGAAAAGAUACCAAAUGAUAUCAUGUAGUAGGUGAAAACUUUUCUACCUAUUUUCUUAGUCUACUCCGGCUCUUUUGUAGAAACUGUUACACAUGCGUCAAGGACUCGACAAAUGAGAGAAUUUAGUCAAACCCUCUGGACGCCAAACCCUUCUGGAAUCCUACGUAUGCAGGCACAAGUUGUGGCGUAAGAGGCGGCAGGGAAAAAGAACGAUAAGCAAUGUUUGCUAUGUACCAACCACAUCUGUUUUCGUCUGGCAAGUUCCGGGUGUAGAAAAACAAACACAGCCGAUCUCUUGUACCAGAACGAUCAAUUGUCACGCA